Scylla paramamosain (green mud crab) is the source of this 1116-nucleotide messenger RNA. RefSeq lists its product as uncharacterized. The transcript has a single exon. Lineage: Eukaryota; Metazoa; Arthropoda; Malacostraca; Decapoda; Portunidae. The record is from RefSeq and is a predicted model, not a curated record. Gene Ontology annotation, molecular function: protein binding. Bases 1 to 1116 code for a protein of 371 amino acids.
AUGGAGGGUCGCGGGCUAGUGCUGGGCUGGGGGCCUCGGAGUAGCAAGGACUCGCCCUUCUUGGAGCGGUUGUGGCCUGCCAUGCUGGCCGGGGCGGCCUGCGGGCGCGGGCUGCUGGUGGACAGCACAGUGCUGGAUACGAUGCUGGACGGCUGUGCCAGGGACUGCCUGAGCUCCCGCCGCCGGCGUAAAGAGCUGGCCGCCGCCCUCACCGUCAUGGUGGAGACUGACGAGGAUCCGCCGGCGGCGUCCUCAGCCCUACUGGAAGCUGCGCUGGAGUACCACGCGGCACGCCUCGCCGACAACGGAGGCGUGUGUCGCCUGGGCAAGUUUCACAACAUUCUGUACGUGGCGGCGGCCGUGGCAGUGGAGCAGGCCGUGGUGGACAGUGCGAUGGUGGGACGCCUGCUGGCGGCGCUGCACGCGUGUGAGGGCGGCUUAGACCGCCUGGUAGCGCCAGCUGUGUUGGGGCCGCGCGUGUCGCGUCUCCUCAGCUCGUGGCGGUCUGACGACGACACGCCCGAGGAAGCGCGCCUUCGCCUUGUCUUCUUCCUGGAUCACGCCCGCCAGGUGCGGCUCACCUUGCCACAGCCCGGCGCCCCUGCUCUGCCUGUUCUGACGGCCCCCCUACCCACGCUGCAGGGCGCGCCGCCCCUGUACGCUGCUGUGCAGGCUGGGGACGAGGAGGCAGUGCUGCUGCUGCUGCAACACGGGGCGCCGCCAGCCACGGGCGGGGCACUGUGCCCGUUGCUGCUGGCACUACGACGCCUGUCCGCCCUGGCGCGAGCAUGCAUGGGUCAGAGGGACCCCUGCUCCUGCUCUCACGACCUCUGUCCUUGUUUCUUCAGCUUCCCCCUCAUUUUCCCGCCUCAGGAGGUGGGCGUGCUGCGCCUGCUGCUGCGGGCAGUGGGUGGGCGAUGUAUACCCGCGGAUCCCACAGUAAUACACCCGCGGGUGGUGAGUGAUGGCUUGCUAGGCACCACGCCCCGCCUCGCCCACUGGGCGCGAUACAGACUUCGGGCAACCCUCGCCGCUAACUGGGCACUGCCUCACGGCACCACCAAGCUGCCCGUGCCCUCUGCAGUGUUGCCCUACCUCAAUCUUCUCCUCGAUUGA